CUGUAAGAGGAAGAAACACCCACUUAUUUAAGAAUGGCGGCGAUGCUUUCUAGCAAGGAGAAGCUGCCAGACAGAAACGUUUGACCUACCAGCUCACUGCGGCUUCUUACUCAGAACACCGCCGCAAGGCGAUCGCUGUCGAGCGCAAAUAGAAUUGUUGGAUUGUUGUUUUUUUAUCUCCAAUCUUUGGACCGGAAACGAGAGUGACAUAGCGCAGAGCUUGAUGGAAGAUAAGCGUCUCGACCUCGACAUCCCGCUCCUCUCUGUCCGCCGACACUCGGUCCCAACGCCGGUGAAACCCUCAACUAAAUCACAGGAGCCGGCGGCGAAGCCGCCAACCCUUUCUCGGAGAUCCGCCGUUCCUUUUUACAAGUCGGACCUCAAGUCCGGCCCUGUGCGGAACCCCGGAGUAGUGCCUUUCGUAUGGGAGAAGAAGCCAGGCCAACCCAAAACCGGCGUCUCUCCUCGCGUCCGUCCUCCGCCGGUCCCUCUUCUUCCUCCUGGAUGGAUCCCAAACGAUGCUGGACCUGAUGGGUCUUUUAGUAACCCCAAUUCCAUCUACGAGGGUAAGCCAAUGGAGGAUGCAGCAGUAAUGGCUUCGGGGGAGUUGCUGAAAGUGACGGAGGUGGAAGAUAGCUUUUCGGAGGCAGUCGAGACGUUAUCACGGAGCGAAUCCUUCCUCAUGAACUGCAGCAUCAGCGGCCUCAGCGGUAUUCCAGAUGCCUUUGUCCCUUCUGGAAGCUUCUCCACCGAUCCAGAUGUUAGGAAUCUGAUGAUGGACCGCUUCCUUCCCGCCGCCCAAGCGAUGGUUGCCGGAUCGCCGCAAUGUCCUCCUUGGAAGCCAGCGAAGGUCGUUGAGAGGGUUGAGAAUGGAGAGCAUCGGCUCCGUCGGGUACCCCUCCCUUAUCAACACAGGCCAUACUUUGUUGCUCGAUAUCCUCGUGAUGAACUUGGCAGUUCUGAUGGUGAUGACGAUGGUGAUUAUGAUGAGGGUUCAGGAAAUUUUGCAUCGAAGGCAUGCGGGCUUCUACCUCGGCUCUGCUUGAAGAACUCCUUUUGUCUCUUGAAUCCAGUGACUGGUAUGAAAGUUGGAGGUCGACAACGUCGCCUUCCACCUUCAACAAGUCAGAAGAUUGGUAGCAUCUUGCACGAUGAUGGACCACUUUCUCAGGCUGAGAAUGAGCUGUGGGAAGCUGUUUAUAAACACAAGCUGAGACUGGGGAUUCCUUUUCAUGAGGAAGGUGAGAGCAAGAGCACGACGACUAAGUCUAAUCAGCAUGGGCAGCUGAGCGAUUCGCAGACAUUAGAUAGAUCUUCUUCUUGCUGCCAUUCUGGAGGCAGCCGGGAGGCGUUUGUUGAAAUUCUUAAAAGGGAUGCGAAGAAUGAUAAGAGUGAUGGGUCAGAGUCCUUCGAUAACGAUGGUGAAAGAGUUUAUGCAAUGAGUACUAGCCAUGGAAGCCGGCAGGACUCAGGUAUUCUGAGUCCUGCAAUGGGGAACUCUGUUAUUGUAGAUUCACUUCUGGUAGAAAUUCCACAUUCUAAACACACUUCUACUGACAGCGAGAAAGGUUUUAGGUCCCUAAAUGAAACUAGUGAAUCUGCUUAUGCGGUUUCUGAAGUUAUAGCGGAUAAUCAAAGAAUGGAAGAGAACCCUUGGUCAGAAAGACAUAAUGGAUUUGUGCUGCAGCCCCAAUCAUCUGGGAUUCACGAUUCUGAUUUGAUUCUUCACUCUGCUAGGAAUCAAAGCGUUGGAUCACUCCCUUUAGAAGUGGAAGAGCAAUCAAAGACCAAUUCAAAUUUUCACUUCCUUCUCCCCCCUCCCUUGCCCAAAACACCAUCAGAAUCGUGGCUAUUGCGCACCUUGCCUUCUGUAUCAGCAAAGAGUUCAUCAGGGCAGUCAAUUUUUGGAAUCCAUACGCUGCAGAGAAAGCAAGGCUUUUAUGCAUCUUCUACUCCUCCUAGGCAAGAAAGUGACGCCAAAACUUUAGAAUCACAGCAUCAACAGGUACCAUGUGAUGUUGUACCUACUGAACAGAAUAAAGAAAGCAGCAUUAAACAUUCUGAGUUACAAAAUGAGCAAAUACCUGACAUAAAGCCUUCCAAACUACCACGUCGCCAAAUUCGCUUUGCUGAUGUGCUAAUGACACCGUUAUCCCCACGAUCUGAGAUGUGAAAAUAUGUUGAUAUUCUUUCUUUUACAAACUCAUUGAUUUUCUCGUCUUUAGAUUUCAUUUCCAGAUAUUUGAAGGUAUUGUAGCUCAUUCUCUUAAGACCCCAAAUACUGGGAUAAGGUUAGUGAUAAAAUGAUGAUCGUAGCUCGCUCCUUUCAUCUUGUUUUAUAUUUAUUUAUCUUUUGAUACUUCCAUUGCUGCAGUUUCAGGUAGCUUUUAUCUUUGUUACCUUUUGCUCAUGCAAAGAUGUACUUUGUUACCUUUUGUUCAUGCAAAGAUGUAAUUUAUUUACUCAAUCUGUAUGUAAUAAGUGGUGAUCUCAACUUUGAGUUUCAUGUAUAAAUAACUUUUCAUUGAAAAGCAAAUUCCUC
Phalaenopsis equestris is the source of this 2542-nucleotide messenger RNA. RefSeq lists its product as uncharacterized. NCBI's taxonomy places the organism in Eukaryota, Viridiplantae, Streptophyta, Magnoliopsida, Asparagales, Orchidaceae. The record is from RefSeq and is a predicted model, not a curated record. The transcript is spliced from 3 exons. Bases 224 to 2173 code for a protein of 649 amino acids.